Messenger RNA from Guillardia theta CCMP2712, 1019 nucleotides. RefSeq lists its product as hypothetical. Bases 345 to 1019 code for a protein of 224 amino acids. The record is from RefSeq and is a predicted model, not a curated record. NCBI's taxonomy places the organism in Eukaryota, Cryptophyceae, Pyrenomonadales, Geminigeraceae. Gene Ontology annotation, biological process: protein phosphorylation. Gene Ontology annotation, molecular function: ATP binding; protein serine/threonine kinase activity. The transcript has 2 exons.
AGCGCUGAGGCGACCAUGAGGAUGGCCCCGCCGCAUGCAGGGGAGGAAGGAGCCUCGGAGGGAAAGUGAAGGAGGAGGUUCUAGGAGGAAAGGUCGACCCACCGCUAAGAGCUGCUUCCUCUUGUCUUGCCGCAACCCAACUGAGUUGUCACGAGAGUCACGGCAACGUGAACUCAGGCUGAUCCUGACUGAGCUCGGACAGUGUUGGGUGGAACAGCAGCCAGCGUAAGUAACAGGUGACAGGUGUGUCUGAGCUUGUGAAGAGAAGAGUGCGUCUCCUGCAGACUGUCUCUCUGGUCAAGUCUCUACUAUUGAGUCCUACAAGGCUCUACAGAUCGGACCCGAUGCCGCUGAGGAACAGGUCAGAGCUGGCAACCAAGUUCACCUACAACCCCCACAACGAGACGUGGCAGACCCACAAAGUGCGGGUGGUGGUGGAUAAGAAGCCAUUUGCUCAAGGCGGGAUGAGAGUUUGCAUGAAGCUGUACGAACUUGAGGACAGCGGAGACUUUGUACCGUGUGUUGCAAAGGUGUUCAAGAAAGAGACGAACAGCAAGGAAUACUUCGACGAGGCUCUCACGCAGAUGGCAGCUGAGUGCUUUGCGCAAGAGUUCAACAAGCUCAAGACAAAGUGGAAAGUAUCAUUUCUGCCAGUGAAUGUGAUGAUGCUCAACGAAAGAAACGGACAACUGUGCAACGUCGAGCCCCUUCUGCUCGGGGACUACGUGAAGCACAACGACAAUGACGGGAACGUGGAGACGUCGGAGCAGCUCCCGCAGGCGUUCACGCACUUCACGUGGGAGGCAUCGAGGCACAUGCUCAUCGUCUGCGACAUCCAAGGCCUGGCAGAUUGUUACACAGACCCGCAAAUUCACAGCAUCGACGGACAAAGUUUUGGAAGAGGCAACCUGGGCCAGCAUGGGAUUCUCAAGUUCUUCAAGACCCACAAGUGCAACCGAAUCUGCCAAGCUCUCAAACUGCCUCCGACUGAUCGAAAGAUUGCAGACCGACAGGUGUGA